AUGGCUGACCAACUGACCGAAGAGCAGACUGCAGAAUUCAAAGACGCCUUCUCACCCUUUGACAAGGAUGGCGAUGGGACUAUAACAGCAAAGGAGCUGGGGUCUGUGGUGAGGUCUCUGGGGCAGAACCCUACAGAAGCAGAGCUUCAGGACAUGACUAAUGAAGCAGAUGCAGAUGGUAAUGGCACAAUUGACGUCCCUGAAUUUCUGACAAGGAUGGCAAGAACAAUGAAAGAUACAGACAGCGAAGAGGAAAUUAGAGAGGCAUUCCACGUGUUUGAUAAGGAUGGCAAUGGCUAUAUCAGUGCAGCAGAGCUCCGCCAUGUGAUGACAAACUGUGGAGAGAAGCUAACAGAUGAAGAGGUGGAUGAGAUGAUCAGGGAAGCAGACAUCGAUGGGGACGGUCAGGUAAACUAUGAAGGGUUUGUACAAAUGAUGGCAGCAAAGUGAAGACAUUGUACAGAA
Messenger RNA from Onychomys torridus (southern grasshopper mouse), 465 nucleotides. RefSeq names its product calmodulin-alpha-like. Gene Ontology annotation, molecular function: calcium ion binding; enzyme regulator activity. NCBI's taxonomy places the organism in Eukaryota, Metazoa, Chordata, Mammalia, Rodentia, Cricetidae. The coding region runs from base 1 to 450 and encodes 149 amino acids. The record is from RefSeq and is a predicted model, not a curated record. The transcript has a single exon.